GCCCGGCUUACUCGUACGUCUUGCUGGCUCUGCCGCAGUAAGCUUGGACUGCCGGCCGGAAAGGCAACGGGCGUGAAUAAAGCGUGUCUUGUAUUAAAGAGGCGUUGGAAAAUAAAGGGUCGAUUUGUUUUUGCUGCUCGGAGAUGGCGCCCGCUGUCUUGCUGUGGUAGCUCGUUGUCCCGCUUCUUUCUGGGAUCGCUCUGUUCCACGCUUCCUGCCUAGGUGCCGCUGCUGUGGCAAACCUGGCGUUAAGGCUCCGCCGUGGAAUUUAGUCUCUAGGAUCACUGCUUCCUUGUAACUUGCUGUAAGCCCGUACGAUUGAAAAAUCACCCCUGGGAUCACCGUGAUUUGAGGCAAGGUUUUGCUGGCUAGGAAGGUGCGGAUGUGCCUGGCCUGUGUGAGCCUCUUUCUGCCAGUUACCCCACGCUUCCAGAGACUUCUCCCCUUGCCCUGGCUCUGUACUACCUUGGGUUGCAGUUAUUGAGUUUUUCAGCUUUCUUGAUUAUCCAGAGGUAACGGGCCUUUAAAAAGGUAAAUGUGCCUUGCCCUGGGCAGAGCCUUCUGGGUUGCUUUUUAAAUACAAGACAAGUUUAAAAUGAAAUUAAUAAUUAGUUUAUUCUAAGAAGUAUGCAAAUAACAGGCUUACAAAUCAGGCAAAAAGCUACAAGUGAAGAGCAUAUAAAAUUAUGCCUAAUAUCAAUUACUUAUUGUGUGAUAGCCUAAAGGUGUUUAAUGUCGUCUUUUUUUUUUGUAGUAGUAGUAUUGCGUGCUUCUUUCACCAGAAUUAGUGUGCUCCCCUUGUGUUAAGUUAUGUCAGGGUGAGGUUUGUUUUAUUUCAAGUUGUGUGUGCAUUGUGCUAGCAUCUAGGUAUCCUUGUCAGGAUGGAGGGCUUGUUCCAGUCGGCACGCAAUUUGUUCCCCCAAGAAAAUGCUUAUUUGAACUAUUACCUUAAAUGUAUGGGUGGUAUUGAAGAUCCUUCUUUACACAGUUUUUGAAAAAUAGUCUGAAAUUGGCAGUUUUUUCAAACUAUACAACUUAAUGACUUUUUUUUUUCUUGUUAAUAACUUGCUGAAGAUGGAUUUUGUGUCAUGAGGGAAAUGUUCUUGCUUAAUAAAAGCAGAUGGGGGCAGGGACUUGACACUGCAAUUUUUCAGCAAGUGAAACACACCCACUGAGGUAUUCAGUCUACUGCCUGUCAAUACUUUUAAAGCUUAUUUGAUUAGCUCAUACAACGUAGCAUGAAUAUAAUGAGCUUGCUCUUAGUCUGGAAUAACAGAACAAGGACAGUAUCGUGUUUCCAUCAGCACAGGUAGAUCUGCAAGCAGGCCUUGUGGUCCCUCUUGCACCAGUAUGUACUAGCAGGAUCAAGACCGUAACCUGACUGACUCGGCUCUUGCUCUAGUCAAGACAGAUGAACGGAGCUGGAUCCGUGCUUGGCUGUUUGCAAUACAGCAGUUUCAGCUGAUGCUGAUCAGUUUCUGAGGGAAGCAAUGAGACUGAAACUUCUGCGCCUUCAGAUUAGGUCUUUCCACGCUUUAACAACGAUCUGCCAGUGCCAAAGCUUCGAUAAAACUGGACGUCUACUAUCAAAGCUGGAUAAUGAAGUUGACAGAACAGCUCACAGAACAGCAAAGUCUUGGAAUUUGUACGCUCUGAAAACUGCUUCCUCUUUUUUGACAAGUCGAUGCGUGCAAGUCAAGAAUUGGCAGUUGCUCCAAGGAAAUCUAUCGGCUUUGGGAAAAAAUGUUUACUAUCGGAGUGGGGAGGGUUUUUUUCCAUUCUGGAAAUGUUUUGGUGUGGCGACAAUGGAAAACUACAAGCUCAAUACAGAGCAUAUUAAAAAGCUUAGGAACAUCUCAUCAAGGUUUUACUCGGUUGUAUCAGCUGGUAAAAUUAUUCCAAAACAGAGUAACCAGCCAGUUAAGAGGCCACUGAAGGCACCAAGGACCAAGCAGCCAUCCAGAACUAACCAGCCACUACUGUCAGACAUGGAGAAUCUGAUGCAGUGCACAGCCUUUGCAACAGCAGAUGAAUAUCAUCUUGGUAAUCUGUGUCAUGACCUGACUUCACAUGGAUAUGUUGAAAUAACAAGUUUGCCUAGAGAUGCUGCAAACGUUUUAGUGAUUGGUACUGAGAAAUCUGCAAAAGAAGAUGAUCCUGGCAUGAUUUUUUUCUUCAGGGAAGGGGCUGUUGUGUUUUGGAAUGUGGAAGAGAAAAGUAUGAAGAAUGUCAUGCGAGUGUUAGAACAGCAUGAAAUUCAGCCAUAUGAAGUUGCACUAGUCCAUUGGGAGAAUGAAGAGAUGAACUAUAGAAUAGGAGAAGGUCAGUCAAAGCUUCAUAAAGGAGAAAUCUUGUUAAAUUCUGAGCUGGAUAGUGAUGAAGUUGUUCUGCAGAAAUUUGCCUUUUCAAAUGCCCUUUGUCUUUCUGUAAAGCUGGCUAUUUGGGAAUCAUUAUUGGAUAACUUCGUGGAAUCUAUCCAGUCAAUUCCUGAGAUACUGAAGUCACGAAGGAAGGUAAAACUGUCUCAUGCAGAUGUAAUGCAGAAAAUUGGAGAACUCUUCGCGUUAAGGCACCGUAUAAAUCUGAGUUCAGACCUGCUAAUAACACCUGACUUCUACUGGGAUAGAGAAAAACUGGAAGAGCUUUAUGACAAGACUUGUCAGUUUCUUAACAUUAAUCGCAGAGUUAAGGUAAUGAAUGAAAAGCUUCAGCACUGCAUGGAGCUGACAGACCUAAUGCGAAAUCACCUGAAUGAAAAGCACGCUCUACGCCUCGAGUGGAUGAUAGUAAUACUCAUCACCAUAGAGGUUCUGUUUGAACUUGCAAGGGUAGUUUUCUGAUGACAGAAGAAACUCAGGAAGAAGAAAACUGACAAAACCAUAAAGACCACAUGGCCCGGAAAAUUCCUGUCUACCUUAUGCUUCUGGAAAAUAGUGGAAUUGUGUCUCUUGAUAAAUAUGUACAUCUUCUACUCAAAUUAAAAAAAAAAAAAAAAAAUCU
This is a messenger RNA of Haliaeetus leucocephalus (bald eagle), 3000 nucleotides long. RefSeq names its product required for meiotic nuclear division 1 homolog (S. cerevisiae) (gene RMND1). NCBI's taxonomy places the organism in Eukaryota, Metazoa, Chordata, Aves, Accipitriformes, Accipitridae. Gene Ontology annotation, biological process: positive regulation of mitochondrial translation. The record is from RefSeq and is a predicted model, not a curated record. Bases 1491 to 2840 code for a protein of 449 amino acids. The transcript is spliced from 12 exons.